Molecule: messenger RNA, 3052 nt
Organism: Cinara cedri
Lineage: Eukaryota; Metazoa; Arthropoda; Insecta; Hemiptera; Aphididae
Source: the annotation of a GenBank genome assembly
AUGUCGGAAGAAGAAUUUUUGGUGAGUUUAAUUUGAUUGAUAAAAUAUAAUUUAAAAUAUCUAAUCAAUACUUAUUCAAUUGUUUUUUUCUUUAUACAUAUAUACUUUACUUAUAAUUUAUAUUGGGGAUGUUUUGGGUACCAUUAUUUAUUAACAAAUGGGUUACCGAGUAGUCAUCGGGUACAGAAUAUGAUAUUGAGUACUCAGUUAGGACUCAAUGGCCGGGUACCCAGAAUAUCUCUAAUAAUUAUAUUGUUAAAAUUAUAAUAUUUUAAAUGCAAGAUUUUUGGUGAAUUUAUAUAUGUUUAUGUUUAUAUGAUAAAGGUAUAUUUACCUAUUUGCAGUGAUUAAAGUUAGGAGACAGAGAGGAAGAAGUCUCCCUUAUUUUUAAGUCUUCUAAGUCAGUGGUCUUCAACCUUUUUGAACUCACGACCCACAUUUUUAAGCGUACAUUAUCCGUAACCCAUAUAAGGCAUACUUAAAGAAAAACGUUUGUGGAACAACUAAAAAAGAAAAAUUUAAAGUUACUUAAUACUUAGUAGUGGUACUGUUAUAACUGAAUAAAUAAAAAUAAAAAAAACUUUAUCGUACAUUUGACUAGAAUAAUAAUGCGACUAAUAUUUAUUCCUCUUUAAACACAGCGACAAAAUCAACUAUGUUCCUAGAUUAUGGGACUCUUUAACAAUAAUAAUAUAAUAUAUUUGUUUUAUUAUUAACCAUGUUUACUCGUAAAUUAUUAUAUUUAAUGUCAUACUACGUAGAAUCAUACUAGUAUAUGAAUCAUACACUAUGAUUUGAAAUCUAUUAUACUAUUAUAUUUUUGAAUAUAAACUAUAUAAUAUUGAUUAUACAUAAUAUAUUACAAGGUAUACAAAACCUUAUAUAAUUGUAUAAACCUAAUUUUUAUUUUAAAAAAAAACUUAUCGCAACCCAACAGUUGAAGAUCACUGUUCUAAGUCUAAGGGGAAACUUUAUAGUCUUCUUAUUAAGAAUAAUUCAAGUAAAUACAUAUCUAUUCAGAGCUAUUGACUUAGCCACUUAGCCACAUGCAAGUAGUAACUAAGUAAUACAAGACAAUGAUGCCAGCCUUACUGGUGAGGCUAUAGAAGGAACUGUCUGUUUUUAAAUCCUUAUCGGUAAACUUAUAAUAGUCAUGUCAACAACCCGGAACAUCUCUAAUGAUUAUAUUGUUAAAAUUGUAAUAUUUUAAAUGCAAAAUUUUUGAUUUUUGAUGUCGACAAUGAUAAGUAAUAUAAUAAUACCGCCAAAAAAAUUUCCACCUUCUACCACAACUCGAUAAUGCAAUAUAAAUUCUUUUUUCGCUUGGUCAGUUGCAGGCACAUAUUAAAUAAUUAUUUACCAUAGAAUAGCGGUUCUCAAUCUUUUCAUAUACGCAUACCAUUAGGAAUUUUGAAAAUAUUUCAUGUACCACUUGCCAUGAUUAUUAUGAUUUUUUUUUUACUUGUCAACAAAUUUCUUCCUGUACCUAUGAGUUGUCCACAUAACAUUAGUGGUAUGCAUACAACAGGUUGAAUACCACUGCUAUAGAUUAUAAUUUGUAAUAUGAAUAAAUAUGAUAUAGUGUCAAGUGAUUUUUUUGUUAUUAGAAAAUACUGUAUAUUUGGGUGCCUUAAAAGUUGUCUUACUUAAUGAGUUAUAUUAAAAAUUGUUAUGCUGUGUCCAGACUAAGAAAUCUUUUAUAAAUGUUCAUUGAACAUCUAAAAUAUUAAACAGACAUGUUUGGUAGGUGUACCUGUUUAAAAAUCAAUUUUUUUGUCAAUUAUCUCAAUAUUUGCUCAUUAGUUGAACAAUAUUGCCUUUUAUAUUUUUGGAAAUCUAUUUAUUUCAUUAAAUAUCGAAUUGUUAUAAACAAAAUUAAUAAUAUUUUUUAAAUAAGAAUCUAUAAAAUUAUUAAUUAAUAAAAUAUAAAAUUGAGAGAUGUAGGUAAUUACAUACUUGAAAGUCCUAAAUUACUCCAAUUAAUAAAAUAAUUAAUAUUUACUACUGUUUUCAGAAAGGACGACAAUUAAUCACACAUUUAGAACUAAUACAAUAUAAAUUUUUCAAUGGCAGACAAGAAUGGACAACAAUAGAGUACAAGGAUCUAAAAUUGUACAUAGCUUUCAUAAUGUAUGGCUCUCCAUCUGUAGAAGAUGAUGAUGACAAUUUAGAGGAACCUGAUGAUAUAUUUAAUCAUUAUGAAACAGAAGAAAAGAGAUAUAUUUUAGAUGUCUAUAAAACUGUUGUAGAUAAUAUUGUUAAAUCAAAAAAACCUAUUGAAGUGGGUAUUACUUUUACUCAUAGUACUUGCAAAAAAAAGUGUGAAGUCUGUUGGAAUUUCCCCGCUAACAAUAUUCACCAAUGGUAUCUAUUCAGAAUUAAAACUGUUGAUGGUGCAGCUUAUAUUGAUCUGAAUAAUAAAAGAACAUAUGCAAAUUGGACAGAUUAUUUAGAAAAUAAUAAUCUUCCCGAAGGAAUAAUGUUUUACCCACCAUCAGGGUAUUAUGAAGAAUCCAAAUGUUUGGAACAUACCUUAACACCUGCAUCUAAAAUAAUUUCAAAAACUCUAAAACUAAAAGACACAGUUGGAAAUUUAAUAAAAGUAAUGUUAGAAUUAAAAAGUUUAAAAAUCCUGUAUGGAUUGGGAAAUGCUACUAUAAAAACAUUUACAACUAUUAAUAGUNCAGUUGGAAAUGUAGUAAAUGUAGUAUCUAAUGUAUGUAUCACUGGAGGGAUUGCUUUUCCAAUAUGUGCACCUCUAUUGAUACCAUCGGCAAUAAUAGGCAUAAUUGCUAACAUGUUUACAGUACCCAGAUUAGUUGAGAAAUUAGUAGACUUAAAAAAGCAUAAUGAAAAAUGUUUAGGAACCCAACAUUUGACAAAUUUAAAAAUUUCUUUACUCAGUACUGUAACCACUAUAGGCAGUGGAACAAAAGUAAUGUCAGAAUUCAUAAGGUUGUCAAUGAAGAUUAAAAAUACAAAAAAACUAACAAUUAAGGACUUUAUGAUCUUACGUUUGGAUUUAUUUCUUGCUAUUGGACAACUUUNUUGA